Messenger RNA from Beta vulgaris subsp. vulgaris (sugar beet), 3220 nucleotides. RefSeq lists its product as hypothetical. The transcript has 14 exons. The record is from RefSeq and is a predicted model, not a curated record. NCBI's taxonomy places the organism in Eukaryota, Viridiplantae, Streptophyta, Magnoliopsida, Caryophyllales, Amaranthaceae. Gene Ontology annotation, cellular component: nuclear exosome (RNase complex); nucleolus. Gene Ontology annotation, molecular function: 3'-5'-RNA exonuclease activity; nucleic acid binding; nucleotide binding. The coding region runs from base 197 to 3088 and encodes 963 amino acids. Gene Ontology annotation, biological process: nuclear polyadenylation-dependent snoRNA catabolic process; poly(A)-dependent snoRNA 3'-end processing; nuclear polyadenylation-dependent antisense transcript catabolic process.
AUUUUACGCCUUGUCGGAAGUGUAUCGAAUACAGUUCCCGUUUUCUCACUCUUCUGCUCCAUCUUUUCUUUGUUCUGCAUUCUCCCGCUCGUCGACGCUAAAACCCUAACCCUAAACCUCAAUUCUUUCUCUUUCAUGGCGAAUUAAAACUCUCUGAAUCUUUUUGUAGUUCUGAAAUACCUAAAUACUCAAUUCGAUGAACAUGGACAUUGAUCCUUUGCAGUCUGAGACUGAUGAACUGAGUCAGAAAUCCGAGGCUUUAAGAGCUUUAUCGAACGGCUCAAUAUCUUCAUCGAUUUCGGAACUUUCAGUUUCAUCUAGGGUUUUGCCCUCGGAGAAGGACUUCCAUUUCUAUUACAAUUUCGAGGAGUUUAAAGUUCCGAUUGAUGAAAUUGGUGCCAAGUCGCAGUUGAUGCUGCAACAGAUUAAUUCGGCGAAGCAGUUAUGGGGUGGGAGAGCGAUUGAGUUUCCUGAGGAUGUGGAUGAUGAAGCGUAUGAUUGGCUUGUGAAUGUGAAUGAUGAAGUUAUUGAGAAGUUUGAUGUGUCAGUAGACGAGUUUUCGAGGUUGCGAAAGGCGGAAGAAGAAGCGGCUAAGGCUACACCUAUGGUUGAUGAUAAUGGGUUUCAGUUAGUUUGUGGGAAGAAGAAAAAGGGUCUUGGUGUUGGUGGGAUGAGAGAGAAAGAGGAAACUGUGGCUUCACCUGCUGUUAGAGUGGUGGAGAGAGAUAGGAAGACAGAAGGACCGAAGCAGAAGGUGCCAUUUCAUAUCGCCACGAUUAGGAGGCCGCAGGAGGAGCACAACAUAUUAGUUAAUAACUCGAAUCAACCGUUUCAGCAUGUUUGGCUGGAGAAGAGUGAUGAUGACUUGAGGUUCAUUCACCCAUUGGAAAAACUAUCUGUUUGCGAUUUUGUGGAUUGUAACAUUGAGAGUCUUGAGCCAGUGAAGCCGCCUCCACUGGAGUCUACUCCAUUCAAAAUGGUCGAAGAAGUCAAGGAUUUAAAGGAGUUAGCUGCUAAACUGCGAAGUGUUACUGAAUUUGCUGUCGAUUUGGAACACAAUCAGUACCGGUCUUUUCAAGGGUUGACUUGCUUGAUGCAAAUAUCUACUAGAACUGAAGAUUUUGUUGUCGAUACUUUGAAACUGAGAAUUCAUGUUGGCCCAUAUCUGAGGGAAAUCUUCAAGGACCCUACUAAGAAAAAGGUCAUGCAUGGAGCAGACAGGGAUAUUGCAUGGCUUCAGAGAGACUUCGGCAUCUAUGUAUGCAAUUUAUUUGAUACUGGACAGGCUUCACGAGUGUUACAAAUGGAGAGAUAUAGCCUGGAACAUCUCCUCCAACAUUUCUGUGGUGUGACUGCAAAUAAACAAUACCAAAAUGCUGAUUGGAGGUUGCGUCCACUUCCUCAUGAGAUGCUAAGGUAUGCUAGAGAAGACACCCACUAUCUACUAUACAUAUUUGACCUAAUGAGAAUUAGGCUGCUUUCGGAGUCUACAGAUUCUGAUAACUCCAAAAUGCUUGUACAUGAGGUUUACCAACGCAGUUAUGAUAUAUGCAAGCAACUUUAUGAGAAGGAGUUGUUAACAGAUACUUCAUAUCUUCACAUAUAUGGUGUGCAGGCAGCUAACCUAAAUGCUCAGCAGCUAUCCAUAGUCGCUGGUCUCUAUGAGUGGAGGGAUGCUAUUGCCCGUGCAGAGGAUGAAAGCACUGGUUAUAUAUUGCCAAAUAAAAUACUCCUGGAAAUAGCCAAGCAGAUGCCGCUGACUACCAACAAAUUACGACAUUUCGUUAAGUCCAAGCACCCAUAUGUGGACCGAAAUCUUGGUUCUGUGGUCAACAUCAUCAGGCAUUCUGUUCAGAACUCUUCAUCUUUUGAAGCAGUAGCUCAGCAACUAAAAGAAGCUCAAAUUCAGAUGGCACUUGAACUAAAUAAUGCAGGGACUGAUAUGUCUUGUGCUCAGACUGCUAGUGACAAUAACGGUGAAGGUUCUGAUGGUAGCCAGCAUGAACAUGCACCAGCUCAUGUGCAAUCCAUAAAUGAAACUCUGAAAGUAACAGAUAAAGCUUUUACACCAAGGAAGAAUAGAUGUGGAAUUUUGGUGAAGGAUGUUCAUCAGAAUGGGAAUAUGUCUAAAGAAGCUAAUGGUAGCACCAUUCCUGAGUCCCAGAGAGAACAUCUGCUCUUUUCCAGUCAGAAGAAUGAUAGUGCCUUGUCUGGGAAGGUUGCUGAAACUACUGUCCAGCUGCUGAAGAAACCAGGUCGUGCUUUUGGGGCACUUUUGGGAAGUUCUUCCGUCAAAAAGAAAACAGAUCAUAGAAAGGACGAGGACAAGCUGGAGCAGAUUAAGUCUUCUGUGAAUCUUCCAUUCUACUCAUUUUCACAUAGAGAACAAGACUUGAAGCAAGCUCCUAAAGAAGCUCCUGAACUAAAUAGAACCUCUAACGCCCAGCUCAUUGGGGAAUCUUCUGACCCGGAUUUGAGCAAGUCUGAAGAUAUAAUAUUGCUGAAUGGAGAUCAGCAGUUGAUCCAGGCACCUGAACAGCCAAAUAGAAUUUCUGAGGCCACUGAAGAAUUCCCUGUGGCAUCAGCGUCUAACGCUAAAUUAGAUGAUGUCAUAUUCUUGGACAGUGAUUCCAAUGACGAAGAAUCAGCUGAUGAUAGAUUAGCUCAAAAUCAAAUUCAUCUGAACACAAAUAAUCAUCAAGUUGCUUCUGAACCAGAGGUAGUGGUAUUAGAUGAGGAUGAAGAUGACGAUGAGGGUAAUGAACCAAUUUCUCUUUCAGAAUUAUCAUCCAGCUUCCAGAAAUGCUUGCAGCCUGGGAAUCAGGACCAAGCAAGCAAACAAAAAAAGGACUCCGAAGAAACUUGUAGCUUGCAGUUUAAGCCGUUUGAUUAUGAAGCCGCAAGGAAAGAAGUGAAUUUUCAGGGAGUUGCACAGAAAGAAUCGAAAAGUGGUGACAAUGAUAAUAAUCGUUUCGGGAAGAAAAAAGUUGUUACUGAUAGGAGCAAGAAUGACGAAGAGCUGCUUCCACAAGGUAAAAGGCGUCAAGCAUUUCCAGCCAGUGGGAAUCGCAGUGCAACAUUCAAGUGAAGUUUGGUUCCUUAGUUUUAGUUGGCUUUGUAUAACAGGAUCGUGAUUGGUGAAUGUGAUGGAUAUAGUUAGAUUUGUAAAAUCUAGACCAUAUGUUGGAUUACUAGAAAUGCAAGACAAUUUAAUUGAUAA